CAGCUCAUUGCGCACAAGAUUUAACCAGAAUAACAAUUAUCUGAUUAAACUGGAACUUUAUCUAUGUGAGAUGUUGAUUUUUUUUAGGACAAAGACUCGUCGUGUUAUUAUUGUUGUACUAAUCACGGUUGAAAUAUAUUACUUUGUUUGACUAGAUGUGUUAAGUAGCUUUUCUGAAAUAUCAUCUAUGAAUUUAACCGAGCCUUCGUUUGGGAACAGUCCGAAGGAUCUCACUUUUCUCUCUGCUAAAUAACACGUCAAAAUAUAGACAUUGUUAACAGCUGAUAUUUUUUUCGUCGCGUGUGUAUUGUCUGAAAACAGAACUGUUAAACAUAUCCGUUUUUUAAAUCGAAACAGACAUCGUCCUACAGUAAAUUUAAUUCAAUGCCGUCGAGUGCUGUUAAAGAUCUCCGGAUCUCAGUAGUCGAAAUUAAAUGUCUUGUUCUAUGUCGACUGUUGUUACGCAGUUGUGAAUGAAUGAGCACAGCCGCGCAUGCGCCAAACUCUCCCAGCGUUUAUAAACAAGGUUGCGUGCAAGAGGGUCACGUGACCAGGCUGGACGUCCGCAAACAAAGCUAUUACGUUUCCUUAAUAAAAAACUUGUCACUUCUGUUCAGUUUUGUUUUAGGUUUCUUUCGGAAUGCGUAAUGAUAUGUCUUCGCUGUGUAUUAUAAUCACACGGACACCGCAACAGACAUGUUUUAAAGCAGGAGAGAGCCUACUCAUGUGACAAGGUGUAAUAUGGUGUGGGAGGUAAAGACAGUCCCUAAAAGAGUGCAGGAAUCUGAGACAGAGUGUUCCGGCAUGGAUGAGGGCUUUGACCUGCUCAAGUGUAACGAAGACCUGCCAUCUUCACCAGGCUGCCCCUCUACUGAAGGCCCUACUGAAUAUGAUGAUUUGCCAGAACUACAGGAAGUGCAGGAUGACCAGUCGUCCCCAGCCGUGUUCCAGGUAGCCACAGGUGUGUCACACGAAGAGAGGCCUGAGCACGGCUGGAGCCCACAAUCAGAAAGCAGUAGCAUCUCCCACACAAACUGGCUCACAGAGCUAGCCAACAUCGCCACCAGUCCCCAAAGUCCUUUAGUGCAGAGUGCACCACACCCCAGGUCUUCGCCUGUGCACAUCUUUGCCCACAGUAACAGUUUACAUUCCUAUGCUCGGCCUCCGUUGGCCUCCAGCAGUGCUCCCAGUCUUGCUCGUAGCCACAUGAGGGAGCGUCGCCGCACGAGGGCUAGCAGUGAGUCUGAGUCUGGGUUAUUCUGUAUGUCUUCACUGUCUGAUGAUGAUGACAUGGGAUGGUCUCAUUCUUGGCCCUCCACAGUCUGGCACUGCUUUCUGAAAGGCACACGCCUGCGUUUUCACAAAGGGCCAAAUGUGGAGUGGCAGGAGGUAGAGGACAUGGCUGAGUCUGAGGAUGAGUCUGAUGAUGAAGGAGGCAUGCACCUCAGUCCUAUUAAAACAUAUGGAUGUGAGGGGUUGAAACUUGUGGCCCUGGAGGAGACGGUGUCAUUUGGCCAGUCGGUUCUGAAAUUAACCUUUGACCCUGGUUCUCAAGAGGCUGGUCUUCUAACUGCUGAGUGCCAAUUGGACCAUCCAUUUUACGUGAAAAAUAAAGGUUGGUCCUCCUUUUAUCCGAGCCUUACUGUGGUGCAGCAUGGCAUUCCCUGUUAUGAAAUGCAGGUUGGGGACUUGUGUCUACCUCCAGGACACCGUGAUGCCAUCAACUGUGAUGACUCAACUGUUUUUGACACCUUCAGGAGUUAUGACUUCACCCCUCUGGACUCAUCUGCGGUGUAUGUGCUGAGCAGUAUGGCACGCCAGCGAAGAGCAUCCCAGUCAAGCGGGGGCACUGUGAGCCCUGACUGUGACAAGCUGGAGCGUUCUGGCUCUUCCCAUCACUCCCCCAGUAGCAAAUCACAACGUAGCCACUCCUCAGGGGGAAGUGGAGCCACGCCCACAAAAUGCAAACGGCCAAUGAAUGCUUUCAUGCUUUUUGCUAAGAAGUAUCGAGUGGAGUACACGCAGAUGUAUCCUGGAAAAGAUAACAGAGCUAUUAGUGUGAUUCUCGGUGAUAAGUGGAAGAAAAUGAAGAAUGAGGAGAGAAGGAUGUACACCAUGGAGGCUAAAGCACUGGCUGAGGAGCAGAAACGCCUCAACCCAGAUUGCUGGAAACGCAAGAGAACCAACUCGGGUUCUCAGCAGAACUAGCCAUUAAACAGGACUGGGAGCGAUUGACAUCACCUAUGGCAUGUAUCCGCCUGUAGAGAGGAGACUUAACUGUGAUGAUAAAAACCUAGAAAGCAUCAUUACAGCGAUACAUACAUAUGUGUAUUUGUGCGUGUAUGUAUAUAUGUGUGUGUGUGUGUGUGUGUGUGUAUAUAUAUAUAUAUAUAUAUAUAUAUAUAUAUAUAUAUAUAUAUAUAUAUAUAUACAUACACACACACACACACACACACACACACACAUAGAUAUAUUAUAAAACAUUAUGAAGCAUAUUGAAAUAUCUAUGAAACUAACAGCGCAUAUAUUUUUCUUAUUCUUUCAAAAAAUUAUGAAAAUGCCUUAUUCUUCCAAAGUAAGAUAAUGCUCACUUGUACUUUCAGGUAAUUUUGUAUUUCUAUGCUUGAAAGGUGAGACCCUGUGGUGCUAUUUUAGUGAGAGCAAAGGAGCAGUAUACAUAGCAAAAAAGUAUAUUUUUAAAUGUAAAAAGGAAUUUUAGAUGCUAGUCAGCUUGUUUUACAGUUGUUCAUAUGAGUUGUAUGUAUAACUCAAAAUAUUGCACAGACUCAUUGUAUUGCAAAUAGACAAAUGUUGAAUUUCAUGUUCAUCAGUGUACUGGGAAUGGUUGUAUUCUGAAGACACCAGCCUAGACCAUGAACUGUGUGGGAGAAUGAGCAAUGUGCGUAUGGGUGUUUGUGCACCCUCCAACCGGCCAUAUUAUAGUGCAUAACAUGCUUUUACACACACACACACACACACACACACACACAAACACAAACAUUUACUUGAUCACAAAUAAACACACAUACAUGACAAUACACAUUCACUCUCACAUGCAGCACUUCAGGGCCAUGCCUUCACUGUAAGUGUUUUGUUUUUGCACUUUACGUACAUACAUAAACUUGUACAACCAGUAAAUGUAUACAAACUGAUAUAUUGUGUAUAAAAUUAUAUAUAUACUUUACUCACAAUCAUGGCCAAACUGUAUAGUUUAUUUUCUGCUUUGCAGGGCUGCCAUCACAUUAGAGAAAAAGAGUUGUUGAUAAUGUACAGGUCCAUGUUCCCAUUCUGUUCUUGCACAAAAUAUUCUUGUAUCAUAUUAUAAAUAAAAUUUUAAAAUUAUUGUACACUCA
Ictalurus punctatus (channel catfish) is the source of this 3353-nucleotide messenger RNA. It is a transcript of the gene hbp1, whose product is annotated as HMG-box transcription factor 1. NCBI's taxonomy places the organism in Eukaryota, Metazoa, Chordata, Actinopteri, Siluriformes, Ictaluridae. The record is from RefSeq and is a predicted model, not a curated record. The transcript has 11 exons. Gene Ontology annotation, molecular function: DNA-binding transcription factor activity, RNA polymerase II-specific; RNA polymerase II cis-regulatory region sequence-specific DNA binding; RNA binding. Gene Ontology annotation, biological process: regulation of transcription by RNA polymerase II. Bases 742 to 2208 code for a protein of 488 amino acids. Gene Ontology annotation, cellular component: nucleus.